ACACCCCCAAUCAAUCAUUGCUUCCUCCUCUUUCUCUCUCUACAACAUCUACAACAUCUCUCUCUCUCUCUCUCUCUCUCUCUCUCUCUCUCUCUCUCCAUUUCUGGGGGAUUUUGCAGAUGAGAAGCGAAAAGCAAGCCAUCUAUCUGUUUCUUUGAUUUCCGAAUAGAUAUAUCUCAAAUUUUGUGUUCUAAGGAAACGGUACUGAAUCUUGAUUGUUUUUUCUUGCGUUGAAAUGUCUUUGAUGUUCAAAUUUAUCAUUCCUGAAGAAGCCAACGUUGAAGAAGGAGAGUGGGAGAAAGAGAGAUAACAAGAGGAACCCCCAAAAAACAGAGAAAAUUAAAGCAGGAGUAGAGAUCUCUCGUUUAACAACAAAACCUGAUUUGUUGUCCUCCUCCUCUGCUUCUGCUUCUGCUUCUGCUUCUGCUGGUAAUUACGUAAUUCGAGGCAAAUGGCAUUCGCUCCCUCAUAACUGGAUGUCCGCAACAGUCAUAAGCGAAACGAUGGUGAUGCCAACGACGGAAGCACCAAAAACUCUAACAACGAAACUCACUCAAAUCGAAGUGGACUCCGUCAAAUGCGACUGUUGUGGAUUAACAGAGGAGUGCACGCCGGCAUACAUUGACCGCAUACGCGCGCGAUACAACGGAAAAUGGAUCUGCGGCCUAUGCGCCGAGGCGGUGAAGGACGAAAUCGUCCGAUGCGAGAGGCCGAUGAUAAGCACCGAGGAGGCCUUAACGCAGCACAUAAACUUUUGCAAGAAGUUCAAUUCGGCUGGUCCACCGCCAAAUCCAGCGGUUCACUUGAUAUCGGCGAUGAGGCAGAUUCUCAGGCGACGUUCGGAUUCUCCGAGAUCAUUGAGGUCGAUGCCGUGUAGUCCGACGAAGGGAGCCGCCGGAAGAGGGAUGAUAGAUCGUUCGGCAAAGUUUUCGCGGUCUGAAAGUUGUAUUCCUACUCUGUCUCUGUCUUUGGUUGAUUCGCCAUCGUUUCGAGGUAUCGAUUCCAUUGAAGAGGAAGAAGAAGGCAACAAAUGAUUGAAGUACGUGUAAGAAAAGAAACAACUGCAAGAACUAGUCUGAGAUGCAUGCAAAACAGGUUUGGGACAACGUGUGUUAUAAAAAGAAAUAAAGAAAGUCAAAAAUUUGAUCUCAAAAAAGCAGCCGCGCAAGGGAAGGGAAAAAUUGAAAAAUUGUUAGAUAGUGCUUUAUAUGUGUAGUACAGAACAAUUAUUAGCCAUCGGAAUUUGUUGUUUCUUAGUAUUGUA
This is a messenger RNA of Rhododendron vialii, 1264 nucleotides long. RefSeq lists its product as uncharacterized. The transcript is spliced from 2 exons. The coding region runs from base 477 to 1034 and encodes 185 amino acids. Lineage: Eukaryota; Viridiplantae; Streptophyta; Magnoliopsida; Ericales; Ericaceae. The record is from RefSeq and is a predicted model, not a curated record.